UUGACAGCAGCCUGAGAGGCAAACCUCCUCUCCAGAGGAAGACCUAGGCCACAGCAGAGACCAUGGAGCUCUCCUCAGCCCCUCUCCACAAAGGGCAGCUACCCUGGAGGGGACUCCUGCUGACAGCCUCACUUUUGAUCUACUGGAGCUCUCCCACCACAGCCCAAGUCACUGUGGAAGCAGUUCCACCCCAUGUUGCUGAAGGCGCGAAUGUUCUUCUACUUGUUCACAAUCUGACAGAGACACCCCUAGUCUUUUACUGGUACAAGGGAGAAAAUCCGGAUAACAGUAACGAAAUUGCACGUUUUAUACCGUCAGCUAAUGUAAAUACAGCAGGACCUGCAUACAGUGGCAGAGAGACAAUAUACCCUAAUGGAUCCCUGCUCUUCGAGAACGUCACUCAGAAAGACACUGGAGCCUACACGUUGCAAAUGCUAAUGCAAAGCUUUGAUACUACGAAAGUAUCCGUGCAGUUCCAUGUCCACCCACCGCUACCCAAACCCAGCAUCACAAGCAACAAUUCCAAUCCCAUGGAGGGUGAGGACUCAGUAGUAUUAAUGUGUGAGCCUGAGACAGAGACUACAAGCUACCUGUGGAGGAGAAAUGGCCAAAGCCUCUCAGAAGGUGACAGGCUGAAGCUGUCUGAGGACAACAGGACUCUCACUUUACUCAGUGUUGUGAGGAAUGACACAGGAGAUUAUGAGUGUGAAACCCGGAACCCAGUGAGCAUCUCCCGAAGUGACCCAUUCACUCUGAACAUUACCUAUGGUCCAGAUGUCCCGAUCAUAUCCCCCACAGAUACUCAUUUUCAUUUAAGGACAAACCUCAGCCUCUCCUGUCAAGCAGCCUCUAACCCACCUGCACUGUACUCUUGGUUUGUCAAUGGAGAGCUCCUGUCAUCCUCUCAAGAGCUCCUUAUCCCCAACAUCACUACUAAAAAUAGUGGAUCCUAUACCUGCUUCGUCUAUAACUCUGUCACUGGCCUCAGUAGGACCACAGUCAAGAACAUUACAGUCCUUGAGCCAGUGACUACACCCUCCAUCCAGGUCAGCAACUCCACAGUCAAAGAACUUGACUCUGUGUUCCUGAACUGCUCCUCAAAUAACACUGGGAUCUCCAUCCAUUGGCUCUUCAAUGGCCAGAGUCUUGGGCUCACAGAUAGAACGAAUCUGUCCCUGGACAACAGCACCCUCAGCAUAGACCCUGUUAGGAGGGAGGAUGCCGGGGUGUAUCAGUGUGAGGUCUCCAAUCCAGUCAGUUCUGAGAGGAGUGACCCCAUCCAGCUGGAUAUAAUAGUGCUAGUAACUACACCCUCCAUUCAAGUCAGCAACACCACAGUCAAAGAACUGGACUCUGUGUCCCUGACCUGCUCUUCAAACGAGACCGGGAUCUCCAUCCAUUGGCUCUUCAAUGGCCAAAGUCUGGAGCUCACAGACAGAAUGAAGCUGUCCCUGGACAACAGCACCCUCAGCAUAGACCCUGUCAGGAGGGAAGAUGCCGGGGAGUAUCAGUGUGAGGUCUCUAAUCCAGUCAGUUCUGAGAGGAGUGACCCCAUCCAGCUAGCCAUAUUAGAGCCAGUGACUACACCCUCCAUCCAAAUCAGAAACACCACAGUCAAAGAACUGGACUCUGUGUCCCUGAACUGCUCCUCAAAUAACACUGGGAUCUCCAUCCAUUGGCUCUUCAAUGGCCAGAGUCUGGAGCUCACAGAUAGAAUGAAGCUGUCCCUGAACAACAGCAACCUCAGCAUAGACCCUGUCAAGAGGCAGGAUUCCGGGAAGUAUCAGUGUGAGGUCUCUAAUCCAGUCAGUUCUAAGAGGAGUGACCCCAUCCAGCUGGAUGUAAUAGCUGACCCAACACAAGGGAGUCCUGGCCUUUCGGGGGAUGCCACUGCCGGCAUCUUCGUUGGAUCUGUGACUUGGGUGACUCUGAUAGCAGCCCUGGCAUAUUUCCUUUGUUUCUAGAAGAAAUAGGGGGGAUGACGUGGUAUACACCAUCCUGAACAUCAACGGCCAGAAACCCAAACCACCAACUUCAGCCUCCCCAUCUCUAAGAGCCACAGAAACAGUUUAUUCAGAAGUAAAAAGGAAGUGAUCAUGGCCUGUCAUGCUGGCUGCACCAAUGAUGUAUUUCCAGACUCUCAUCCUCACUAGGAGAUCUCUGUACCAUGAGAUGAGAAAACACAUGUGUGUAUGCGCACACACACACACACACACAGCUCCAGGCGGCAGUCUCUUCAGUAUCAAUAGAAGGAACAAUGUAUUCUGGAGCCUACAGGAAACCCAACUUUUCUUGGAAUUGAAACUUGGCUGAGAAAAGGGCAUCAAAGCUGCCCACCCUUCACUCCCCUAGCCAUGGCUUGUUUAAAUUGACCUAUUCAGAGCACAGUCAUUCUCCCCAGCUCCAGUCCUGUCCUAGCACAGUCUGACUUGAAUUCCCAUAACCCUGGACGUCACCUAAGUGCUAAUGCCAAAAAACAAAG
Messenger RNA from Microtus oregoni (creeping vole), 2482 nucleotides. RefSeq names its product carcinoembryonic antigen-related cell adhesion molecule 1-like. Gene Ontology annotation, molecular function: protein tyrosine kinase binding. Gene Ontology annotation, cellular component: cell surface; plasma membrane. The transcript has 9 exons. Gene Ontology annotation, biological process: regulation of immune system process; signal transduction. The coding region runs from base 63 to 1964 and encodes 633 amino acids. NCBI's taxonomy places the organism in Eukaryota, Metazoa, Chordata, Mammalia, Rodentia, Cricetidae. The record is from RefSeq and is a predicted model, not a curated record.